UCUAUAUGCCAUUGUAAUUAUUUGAUCAAGAUAUGUUAGUACUGCACUUGAAGAUUAAUUUUCUGUGCUUGAUCACCCUGCACAAUGAAUAUGAUGGCUCACGAAGUGGAGAUUGAAUUUCAGUUUCGGAGGAAGAUAUCACAGGAAGGAUCAGAGCCAUGGGCAAUUCCUGCGUUUCUGAUUCAGGAUCUCCUCCACUGCUGGGACAGGCCCACGAUCCCACCUUCGUAUGGAAGAUUCAUAACUUUAACCAACUUAGGAGAAGGGGUGUUAUGUCGGUUUGCUCUGCCCCUUUUUACUGCACCGGGUUUACCUGGUUCCUGGGGGUGGCCCCACGUAUCAAGAAAGCUGGUUCUUUUCGUUCGUAUGUGUCCCUCUCUCUUGGGACGCGCAGAGACUCCGUCAACAUGGAGCCGGGGUACAAGUUGGUUGCAGUGUUUGAAUUGUCAAUAUACAAUCAUUCAAAUGGGAUGUAUCAUGGAUACAGAGCUAGCUCCAGCUUCGAUGUCAUGCACCCAAAUUCGGAGUUCGAAUGCUUGAUUCCUCUUAGCAAACUACUGAAAUCAUCUGAUUUUAUGGAUGCUGAUUGCUGUGUCUUUGGUGUGAAGAUAUUACAAAUUGAUGUCUUUUCCCCCGAAAGGAAAGCUAUUACGAAGGAUACCACAGUUCAGAACCUCUUCAUCCAGAAGAAUAGAUUCAUCAAACAGACCUACACCACGAUAAUAAAGGACUUUCCUCAAUUGAAUUCAAAGGAUCGCAUCUGUUCGCCCACAUUUGAAUUGGGAGGACAUAAGUGGUACCUCGGCAUAUAUCCACGUGGUGAACAGUGCAGCACUGGUUGGCUCUCCGUGUACUUGUACCGGGACGCCGUGGACGACGAUCACCCCUGCAAAUCUGGACCGGCGGUUGAACUGGCUCUGUCCGUCGUAGACCAAAAGUUCGGGGUGGACCACAUCCGCAGAAGCCUAGGACUGGUGGUGUUUCCGUCUGAUCAUCUACAUCGAUGGGGUUUUUCCAAAUUCUGUCUGCUUAGCAUCAUCAUGGACCGGUCCAGAGGCUACCUCAUGGAAUCGAGCUGCGCUAUCGAGGUGGGGAUCACCGUCGUUGGAUUGUCGAAUUAGUGUAGUGAUGGCCAGCUUGGGUGUUGAUUUGUUAGUUAGUUAGCAGCUCGUGGCCUGAUGAUGAACAUACAAUGCCCUUUGCGUCCUUCAUCCUACUGGCUGGUAUCUAAGAACUUGUGACGAUCGUAUGAUAAGACAAAGUGAACACCGUGGGUAAUGAUAGAUAUA
Molecule: messenger RNA, 1289 nt
Organism: Hordeum vulgare subsp. vulgare (domesticated barley)
Lineage: Eukaryota; Viridiplantae; Streptophyta; Magnoliopsida; Poales; Poaceae
Exons: 6
Coding region: 159-1121 (320 amino acids)
Molecular function (GO): protein binding
Source: RefSeq, a predicted model, not a curated record